AUUUCUUCUGGCGUCUCUGACAUUUCUUGAAACAUAACUUAGAGCUCAGUAAAGGAUUUAUCUGAAACAGCAAUUAACUGUCGCAACCCAUCUGAUAGAGCCUGAAACGAAACUUAGCCUAACCUAACCCUAACUAAAUUAGCCUCCACUAUCAGGCUGAUAGUGGAGGCUAAGUUUCGUUUUCUCUAUUUGGCGCAGUGACUUUCGGUUUCCAUCCAGUGGUCAGUUUAUAUUCUCGCAGUCAAUUUCAUUAAAGCAAAUUGGAAACCGAUCAACACGUCCGGCGACACAAAUGGCACGUCGCACAAUGUCUGUCCUUCCUCAGUGGUCCACUCGUAUUUUUUCAGUGGAGCUGGAUGGAGCACCCUUCUACUUUUCAACUCAAGAAAAGCACCGGGGAGAAGAGGUGCCCCGGGUGUUCAGGAAAAUACCAAACUAUGGAAGGUGUUACUCUCUCCUUGUCUGCAGCAGCGACAGAAUCAGACGUGCCAAGUUUUACGGGGAGCUGAAAGACAAAUUGUUGAGAGACUUGCCUCCAGAGUGUCAUUUGUCUCCCAUGUCCGCAUUCCUGCCAAAUGUCAAGGAUUCUCUCUUAAAGGGGUACUUUUUAAACGAUCAUUCUGAGAGCUCAUCCCCGACGGAGCGACUAUUGCGAGAUUUAAUGCAGCGUGACCCAGUGCUUGUGUGUUCAUACUUGAGAGGGGAAGGCGGUCAACUGUGGACUCAGCAUCUGUGGUCUCAUGCAGACAGCCAAACGAUGGAAAUGUCAAAGUAUUACUAUAUGGUCCCCUCAGAAGCGCCAGAAUACCACCCAUCUACUCUCAACAUCAUCAACUCUGAUGUUUUCUACAGUUUUGAGGAGGCCUAUGACGUUCUUAAAAAGUGUGGUGACAUCAUCCCAGAGGCAAAGUCUGUGCUGGAGCUGCUGGCCAGCAGAGCGGAGGCCAGAAGUAAACCAGACUACCCUGUUAUUGUCAUAGAGGGCCUGGAUGCCACAGGUAAAACCACUCUGACUGAGUCUCUGAGGGAUACUCUUGGGGCCUGUCUUUUGCCGUCCCCUCCCCAGUGUCUGUCUCCCAUGAGGGCCCGCUUUGAUCGGGAGCCGCCCCUCAUCCGCAGGGCCUUCUACGCUCUGGGGAACUACAUCACAGCAGAACAAAUAGGCCAAGAGGGCAUGAAGACACCUGUCAUCAUUGACAGAUUCUGGCACAGCACAGCAGCGUAUGCCAUUGCCACAGCAGUGAGUGGUGCAGUGUGCAACCUGCCAGCGGAGGAUUCAGAGAUUUACCGUUGGCCCAGUGAUCUGCUCCAGCCCAGCCUGGUGGUCUUACUCACCCUGGACCCCGAGGAGAGGAAGAGGAGGCUGAGGAACAGAGGUCAAGGAAAGACUGAAGAGGAGCAAGAGCUGGACGACAACCAGCUUUUCAGACUCAAAGUGGAGAAGGCUUACCAGAGGAUCAGGGGCCCACCAUGUGUCACUGUGGAUGCUAGCCCUUCUACAGACCAAGUGCUCCAAGAAGUGCUGCUUUUAAUUAGGGGCAAAUGCCACUUAUAAACAGUUCUCCAUCCUCCCUGCUGUCGGCCAAACAUCAAGUGAAUGUAGUACCUCCAUUCACCACUGGGUGCCAGUAAGGUGUUGUCAAUGCACUAGUAGGAGGAAUGGUGGCCAGAUUGGAGUGUGGAGAAGAGAUUAUUUUCAGAAUGAGUAAAGGUUGAAUGGCCAGGGGCCAGAACUACAUGCUACAAUCAGAAAUACAUAUUCAUAUAGACACACGCAUGCACAGAUUCAGAAACACACACACACACGCACGCACGCACACACACACACACACACACACA
Molecule: messenger RNA, 1839 nt
Organism: Perca flavescens (yellow perch)
Lineage: Eukaryota; Metazoa; Chordata; Actinopteri; Perciformes; Percidae
Gene: cmpk2
Product: cytidine monophosphate (UMP-CMP) kinase 2, mitochondrial
Exons: 5
Coding region: 293-1555 (420 amino acids)
Biological process (GO): dUDP biosynthetic process; dTTP biosynthetic process; dTDP biosynthetic process
Cellular component (GO): cytoplasm; mitochondrion
Molecular function (GO): nucleoside diphosphate kinase activity; dTMP kinase activity
Source: RefSeq, a predicted model, not a curated record